AACGAAAGAUGUAAAAAAAACUAAAUGCAAAACAAAUGAUGAUACAAAUGGAAAAAAAUUGUUGUAUUUUGACCUUUUCCUAAAACCACGUGAUUUUUAUACAAUUUAUCAUCACUCAACGAUAAGUAUCACAUUAGAACAGAUGAAUAAUUAAAAAACUUAGUAUAGAUGGGUAAAAGGGUGUAGGAAUUAAUAAGUGAGGAUAAAAUCAUUGCAGGGUAGAACAAAAGUUCGUAAUAGUCUGUCUUAUUGGCAGGGUCUGACAGACAAAAUUUCUAUUGUAUAUGUAUGUAAAAUCAUAAAGUUUGUUUAUCGGUUUCAAAGUCUAAGAUUUAAAUAACUAUUGAUAGAUGAGAUUAGAAACUUACUGCGCCUACAUUACAGUAUAUUCAGUUAAUUGGUGAAGCGAGUUGAUUCUUCUAAACAUCGGAUUAUAUAGAAUGCUUUAACCAAGAAAUAUUUUAGAAAUUCAUUGAAAGCAAAUAUAGAAAUGGAACCAAAGAAAGAAUAUACUUGGAACGAGAAAGAGUUAGAAGAAUUUCGGAUGGCUGUUAUAAAAGAGGAAGGACUAAAAUGCAGAACUGACGACAUAUUUCUCUUGAGUUUUUUAAGAGCAAGAAAAUGUGACAGAGAAAGAGCUUUGAAAUUACUUAAAAAUUAUUAUGCAAUAAGGAAGAAGUAUACAGAUGUAUUCAAAGACCUUCGGCCUUCAGCAUUGGAAACAUAUUUACAAAUGGAUAUAAUGUGUUCCAAACGAUUAGAAACAGGUCAAGUAUUGGGACUUGGAAGAGCAAAUCAUUGGGAUCCAACUAAAGUAAAACCAAUAGAUAUAGUUAAGUGUAUAAUACUUCUUAUGGACAUGGAAGUAAAUGACCAUCCGAUGCAAGUAAAUGGUGUUUAUGCAUUAAUAGAUGCCAAAACAGUAUCAUGGAGACAUGCUAUCCAGUUUACACCAAGAGUACUUUACUUGAUUCUAUCAUGCUUUUUUCAAUGUGCUCCGAUUCUUCAUAAAGGGGUUCACAUCGUUAAUGUUAACAAGUGCAUUCAUGCCAUUAUUGCCAUGGCGUAUCCAUUUCUUCCUUAUAAAAUAAAACAAAGGAUUCAUUUUCAUGGAUCUAACAUGAAGGAUCUCCACAAAGAAAUCGAUCCGAAAUAUCUUCCUGCAGAAUUUGGUGGUGAAUUGCCACCUUUUGAUUCGACCGAAACUAAACAGCGGUUGAGAGACUUGGAAGAAUUCUUUGUAGAAAACGAAAAAUAUUGGACUGAAGACAAAAAUAACUGAACGUUGAAGUAAAAAUAUGUUGUUUGUUAUUAUAUAUUGAAUUCUGUAUAUAAAUUUACAUUCGAAUUAUGUUGUACUUCUU
This is a messenger RNA of Centruroides sculpturatus (bark scorpion), 1364 nucleotides long. Its product is annotated as clavesin-1-like. Gene Ontology annotation, molecular function: phosphatidylinositol bisphosphate binding. Bases 491 to 1282 code for a protein of 263 amino acids. The record is from RefSeq and is a predicted model, not a curated record. Lineage: Eukaryota; Metazoa; Arthropoda; Arachnida; Scorpiones; Buthidae. Gene Ontology annotation, cellular component: membrane. The transcript has 6 exons.